Trichosporon asahii var. asahii CBS 2479 is the source of this 2835-nucleotide messenger RNA. RefSeq lists its product as uncharacterized. Lineage: Eukaryota; Fungi; Basidiomycota; Tremellomycetes; Trichosporonales; Trichosporonaceae. The record is from RefSeq and is a predicted model, not a curated record. The transcript has 3 exons. The coding region runs from base 1 to 2835 and encodes 944 amino acids.
AUGUGGUCCAAGUGGCCCCCUCAAAACCUCUGGGGUGCCGCGGCUGCGGGUGUGAUAGCACAUGGUGCACGCACAGAAAAGCUCGGUGCAACAAAGGGCCCUGCAUUCCUCACCGGGUCGCGCCCGCCCGCGAAUUCACGAGCGCAGAAUAUGACACUGACAUCCGCAGACAAGGUCGAGCUCGCUGCAUGGUACGCCGACAACCGACGCGCCGUCCCCAUCCGCCCCGAAGCCGGUGUCCUUGUCGCGUCCAUUCUUGUGUCCAUCCUCGGCUCGUAUGCAACCCUCCUCGUGCUUGGCCGCCGCACGUCGCCCCGCGGCUUCCGAAACCUGAUCCUCCUGCUCCUUGCCGCCGUCUGUUUCUCAGCCGUUGCGGUAUGGGGGAUGCACUUCGUCUCCAUGAUCUCGAUCCGACUUCAGGCGACGCCCGAGAAGAACGGAGUACAAUGGUACAUGCAGUUCUCUGCGGGCAUGACAGUCAUGUCAUUGUUUAUUCCUCUGGUCGCGACCUCGUUUGCCUUCUGGUUCCUCGCCUCAGAGGCGGAAUUCAUUUGGUGGCGCGGUCUCAUCUCUGGUAUCAUUGUUGGUCUCACCAUCGGUCUCAUGCACUACUCUGCGGCGUUCAAGCUCCCUUACCUCGACGUCCGUUACACUGCCGUCACGGUCGUGUUCGCCCUCAUUCUCGCAUGUGUCGCCGCCACUGUCGCCUUCGGUCUCUUCUUCCGUCUGCGUGAGCAGUGGCAGGACUCGUUCUGGAAGCGUGGUCUCUGUGCCAUCUUCCUUGCCGCCGCCGUGUGUGGUAUGCACUACCUCGGUGUCGGCGGCGCGAGCUACUACAUCAAGCAGGGCGUCGACUACAAUGCAAUCGCCACGGACGACCGCCAGUCGAUCCGUCUGACGGUGGCCAUUUCCGUCAUGUGCGCGUGCAUCAUUCUGCUUUCAGUCGGCAUCUCCAUUAUCGACUGGCUCAUUCGUCGUGACAUUCGUAACCGCGCCCGUCACAUUGUUGUCGCUUCUGCCGCCUUCGAUGAGACCGGCAAGCUCCUUGUGCGUCACGACGGAACGAUCCCCAUGCAGAUCAUCCAGACCGACGCCGAGCUCGCUCGCGUCCUCGGUGAGCUGGACCCCCGCCGCCCCACUUUCCAGUGGCUGUACCAGCUCUCCUUCAACUGGCCCGUCAUCACGCCCUUCGUUCCUCGCAUCCUCCGCGAGAUUACGACUCGUGGCAAGAAGACCGAGGCCCCGCCCACGUCCGACCGUUCGAUGAACCGCUCCGCCUGGGAGCAGCUCCUCUUCCGUUCGCGUUUCGUCGAGGCGUGCGUCCUCCUCGCCCACCAGCUGGACCUCUCGAUCGAGUCGCUUGGCGUCAUGUUCGACCGUGUGCUUACGACUGGCACCCGUGAGAAGGACAACCGCGACAAGGGCGUCGAUGAGAAGGGCAACCCGAUCAGGCCGGACGAUGAGUCGUCUAUCCACGGUAUCACCCUGAACCUGCACAACUCGGAGGGUGUCAUGCUCUUCAUCGUCCGCACGAUCGGCAACGGCGCCCCGGCCUCGCACGACACUCCCUCGGGCGACAAGACCGUCGGUGUCUCGUCUGACAACAUUGACUCGUACCUCGCUCGUGGAUACCGUCUCACUGAGACCCGCUUCUUCUCGAAGACGCUCGCCGACAACAUGGGUGUCUCCAAGCAGGAGAUGGAUGUCUUCCUUUCCGCCUGUAAGACCUACGCCAAGCGUGGUACCCGCCCCGUCGUCCAGACUGGCGGUGCCUACCUCGGUCUCUUUGGCGUCCGCCCUGCCGGUGACUCUGGCCUCGAUGUUCUUGUUUACAACUUUGCCCGUCACCAGAUCCCCGCCUACCGUCUCCCCGACGUUGGCUAUCCGCUGUCGCCAUCGAUGCGCACAUUCGUGCGAGAAUGCGCCAACCUCAGCAUGGCCGAGGUGCUGCAAAAGUGCAACGACGCUGUGCAGGAGGCCGAGGCGUCCGACAACGGCUCCACGAUGUCCCUUGAUGAGGCGCUGUACGAGUUCCAGGCGGCCAUUGCUGUUGCCAUUGAGGCUCUGACGACGGCGCUCCGCUGCUGGCCCGACCUGCAGAACAUUGCCCGUCUCUCGCCUGAGAUCCUCGACCUGCCCACGUCUGACCAGGACGACAAGGUUCCGGCUCAAAUGAUCAUGCUCGAGGUCGUCCUUGGCGCCCCCGAGGCCCGCAUGACUCCUGUCCAGUCUCGCGCCUCUGGCGUACAGGCUCCUGGCGUCAAGUCUGGCCGCAGCGAGUCUGACAAGCCCCCCGCUCCCUUUGUCUACACGCCUUACAGCCUGUUCACGAAGUCGCAGACGAUGCUCCUCCGCGCUCACGGCGUGCAGGAGUUCUGUCGCAGCACGCAGGGCGACCUCGCUCGCUUGUACCCCUACGUCGCUUCCGAUGUUGCCGCCGAGCUGGACGAGGCCGACGACAAGAAGGUCUCGAACCCGUUCGACAGCAUCAACACGAUCCCGGGCGAGAGCAAGAAGUGGAAGAACUCGCGCAUGUCCAAGCUCUCUCGCGGCCUGCACGUCGAGACGAGCGGCAAUCGCUUCCACCCCAGCUCUGGCCCCGACAGCGUCUCCCCGAACAGCACGACCGAGUUCGACGCCAUGUCCUCCCCGACAGCGAUCCUCGACAAGUCGGCGCUGCACCACGACGACGACGUCAGCUCGCACGAGCCCGGCCCGCCCGUCUACAACGCGAUCCGUGGCAAGACCGAGGGCUGGUACGGCCGCUCGAUGCGCGCGAUCGAGCGCAACGACCGCGGCGGCCUUCUCAAGGACGUCGAGUACAGCGACAACUAA